UAGCUAGCUACCUCUAACGCUCUAGCAAAGCUGGUCAAUUUUAAGUUUUUCGGUUGAGGUGUUUUCUUUACUGUCUACUGGUUUUUGUAGCUACUUGCUACUGUAAUCCGAGAUGACCACGUCGGAUGUUGCUCGGCAGGGGGACAAAAACGCCCAGCCCCUGACCUUGUCUGGCCAUGUGGGCUUUGACAGCCUUCCUCAUCAGCUAGUCAACAAAUCAACAUGCCAAGGUUUCUGCUUCAAUAUCCUUUGUAUUGGCGAAACAGGUAUUGGUAAGUCCACGCUAAUGGACACACUGUUCAACACAAACUUUGAGAACUUUGAGUCUUCUCACUUUGAGCCCAAGGUUAAGCUGCGAGCGCAGACCUAUGACUUGCAGGAGAGCAACGUGCGCCUCAAGUUGACCAUCGUCAACACAGUAGGAUUUGGUGAUCAAUUAAAUAAGGACAAGAGUUAUCAGCAUGUUGUGGACUACAUUGACACCCAGUUCGAGUCGUAUCUGCAAGAGGAGUUGAAAAUAAAGCGCUCCCUUCAUAACUACCACGACUCUCGCAUCCAUGCCUGUCUCUACUUCAUCGCCCCUUCAGGACAUUCCCUCAAGUCCCUGGACCUGGUGACCAUGAAGAAGCUGGACAGCAAGGUCAACAUCAUCCCUGUCAUCGCCAAAGCAGACACCAUCUCCAAGACCGAGCUCCACAAGUUUAAAAUCAAGAUCAUGAGCGAGUUGGUCAGUAAUGGUGUCCAGAUCUACCAGUUCCCCACGGAUGACGAGACCGUCUCCAAGAUCAACACCGCCAUGAACGGUAUUCUGCCUUUUGCUGUUGUGGGCAGCACAGAAGAGGUGAAGAUUGGCAAUAAAAUGGUGAAAGCGCGACAGUAUCCCUGGGGCGUGGUGCAAGUGGAGAAUGAGAACCACUGUGAUUUCGUGAAGCUCAGGGAGAUGCUGAUCUGUGUCAACAUGGAGGACCUGAGAGAACAGACACACACCAGGCACUACGAGCUCUAUCGCCGCUGUAAACUAGAGGAGAUGGGCUUCACAGACACUAACCCAGAGAGCAAGCCGGUCAGCCUGCAGGAGACUUAUGAAGCCAAGCGGCAGGAGUUCCUGGGGGAGCUGCAGCACAGAGAGGAGGAGAUGAGGCAGAUGUUUGUCCAGAGAGUCAAGGAGAAAGAGACUGAACUGAAGGAGGCAGAGAGGGAGUUGCAAGGUAAGUUUGAGCAGCUGAAGAGACUGCACUCCGAGGAGAAGAGCAAGCUCGACGAGAAGAGGAGAACUCUGGAGGAUGAGAUCAACACCUUCAGCAAGAAGAAGGCAGCCACCGAGUUGCUCCAAGGCCAGUCCUUCAAUGCUAACACCAACCUCAAGAAGGACAAAGACCGGAAAAACUCUGGGUUCAUGUGAAGAAAUAAUGAAUGGACAAAGACCACAUCGCAUCAGCCAGCCAAAUGAAACAAAUACCAAGAGGAGGACAUGCAACGACACAUUGUCAUUGUCUGCCUUAUUAACCAAAUCAAAUGUACCACUUUUUUAAAAUUGCACAUUAGUUUACCCUUUUAUAUUUUACUUUUACAGCUAGAGGGCGCCAAAAGAUAAGUUUGUUUUGGCUUGUCACUCAGUGGCAAAGGUACUUAAAGAUGGAAGAAUUUACAUAGGUCUCGUAGCAAGAGUUUUUAAGCGGUGACAUGGUUCAGUGUGCCAGUAGCUAAAUCAGCAUAACUUCAAAUGUCACAAUCUGAGAGUUAGACUGGGGAUCAUAUUUACUGGCACUGCCGAUACAAAAUAGUAACAGUGGACUUGGCACAUGAGGCAUCUGUGGUAAGCAGACAGGGGGCAGCCAUCUUUAUGCACCUUUGCUCUUGUACUUCACACUAAGGCUUGGAUUCAUUCAAACCCACCAUAGCAAUGGGGGGGGGGGUAGCCCUGGUAAUAGUUGUGGGUUUUCAUACUCUGCCUCAGAAGACUCUGUAACCCUUAUUUGACCAUUGGUAAAAGAGGUACUGCUUGAAUACUGGAAUGCAGAUUUGAAUGAAUUUGAGCCCUAAGUAAGCACAUUCAAUUGAGGUUGGUUGGCCAACACAGUGCCUUGUGAGACUUAGGAUAUCAUAUGUUAUUUUUAAUGGAAUAUCACAGUGCAUGCAAAACCCUCACUUGAACUUCUGCAGAUGGCAGAAUAUUAUCUCUGCAUGCGUUGUUUUGAAAUAUGCUAUUUCCUGAUUGGUGUGUAUUAUAUAACAUGCCAUUUAUUUUAUGCAUUAAUACUUGUCGUUUUCCGGGUAGAUUCCAUGUAAAUUUGCACCUAGCUAUUGUUCAGGGCCCAGUUUAUUUCCAUAAAUACACACGUGGAGUACAUUGUGUGUCCCAGCAUACAGUCAAUGGUUUCAAAGUAGCUAGCGACAUCUUGUGGUAGGACUCCGGUGCCUGCAAGGUAGAUUUUUGGUUGUUGGCCGGUGAAUGCUGUGUCCUUUAGUUGUAAUGGUUUAACUUGGCCUUAAUAUUUGGAAACCGCACCCAGGGAUAUGCUUUUUCAGUUUGUGUUAGUGGAAGAAUGCACUCUCGCAGCCUGGACCAGAGCAACGUUUAAAUGUACACGAUCAGCCAGGACCAGAACAACAUUUAAAUGUACAUGAUCAACCUGGACCAGAGCAACAUUCUACCCAUUGCACUUGUUACAUUCCCAUCGUUGUAGGUUCUUGCCAGCUCCGGCAAUGUUCAGAUAGAAACAUUGUACAAAUUUUGAAAUUUAAAGUUGAAAUCCCUUCUGCUUUGGGAUUGCGAUCCGCCACAUUUGAGGACAUUCUGCAACAGAAUAUGGCCAAAUGAGUCUUAAUCCCACUAAUUAUAACCCAGUGUGCUGCGUCAGGGUUGGCGAGAACCUGCUGGACAAUAGCGGCCCUGCACUACGAUAUUCUUUAAAUGCUUCUAGACACUCAUUUUAAACACUACUUCUAUGACUCUGUGCCUCGCUUAUCACAUACGCCUUCCUUGUAUGUUAUCCAAAUGGUUUUUGAAUGAGACAGGUGCCGAGUCGAGAAGACGUUUCGGAAGAGUGAAUCAGUGUAUUUUUGUUUUGCUUGAUAAUCAUUCUGAAUAGAACACUGCGUCAUAAAUGGUUCUGAUGUUGCAUAGAACCGUCAAGUGCCAGAGAUGUUUUCCUCCUCAGAGGGGAUCACUAUGAAAAGGAUUAUUCCCCGCCCAUAUAAUUAGUCCCACAAAUGUUGUGCCAUAUUUGUAUAUUCAUAGCCAUUUUACUUAACUUUUUUUUUUUUAAAGGAUUCCAGAUAGAGGUUUGUUGCUAGGUGUGGAAUAGAGUUUAUAUCACAAAUAAAACAUUGUCAUACAUA
Molecule: messenger RNA, 3342 nt
Organism: Esox lucius (northern pike)
Lineage: Eukaryota; Metazoa; Chordata; Actinopteri; Esociformes; Esocidae
Gene: septin10
Product: septin 10
Exons: 10
Coding region: 113-1402 (429 amino acids)
Biological process (GO): cytoskeleton-dependent cytokinesis
Cellular component (GO): septin complex; septin ring; microtubule cytoskeleton
Molecular function (GO): GTPase activity; molecular adaptor activity; GTP binding
Source: RefSeq, a predicted model, not a curated record